AGUAGAGGGCUUAAAAACUGAAGUAUAAUCUUGUAGUUAGUUAAUUAAUUAUUGGUAAUUAAUUAUUUUGUUUGGUAUCUAAAAAAGGAAACAUAUGCUAGUUUUUGAGAGAUGUGGCUUUGUGUGUGGAGUUAUUCCCCUUUUUAUGUUUUGUACACAUUUUUCUCCCACUUCCCAUUCUUGGAUCAAGUUAAAAUUUUGAAUAACUAUUCAUAGUGACAAAACAUCAAUCCAUAAAAAAAUAAAUAAAACCAAAUUAUUGGUAAUUAAUUUUGUUUUAUAAAAAAGGGAGCUUAUUAAUAAGUUAUUGAGAUAUAUGGCAGUGAUUUUGUGGUUCUUUCCCUUAGAUAAGCUUUGUUUUUAAAAAGAUUGUUUUUAUAUUUUACUUCAACCACGCAUUUAACUAAUUCACCGAAGGCAUCUAUCUCCAUUCCAGAUUUGAUAGCAUACUUCUAAAUAUUGCCAGACUGUGGGCCAAAACUAAAAACAGAACCACCCUCAUGAGAUAUGCUAUUUGCGGACGAUGCAGCGGUAGUGGCACACUCACAAGAGGAGCUUCAGUCACAAAUGUCCUGCUUCUCUCAGGCCUGUAAAGAGUAUGGCCAAACCAUUAGCAUGAAGAAAACAAAUGUUAUGGGACCACCAGCUAUUGAACCACCCUCCAUUGACAAGCUGGAUGCCUUAACUCUUUCAGUGCGAAUUAUUUUGAUCGAAAAAAUGGAGUUUUCCGGAACGAACUCAAAUUUUCAAGGGGGCAUAUAAUGUGUGACUUAUGUAGAUACUUCGGAAAUUUUCAAUAAAACCCUUUUAUGUAAUUUAUGUGUACAUAGGUACAUGCAUUAAAGUAAAGUUGGUCUCAAUGUCUGAAACAGUUCCUGACCCACAUUUGGUGGGCAACAGGAAUCAACAAGAAAAUCUUGCAGAACUGUUAAACUCCAGUGCUUCAGUAAGUGAUAUUAGCGAAGCUGCUUCAGAUAUGAGCUUGUCAACUUCACCUGGAAGUGAUAUAACACCACAGUCACAGAAACAUUUUGUCAACUCAUCAUCUACCGGAAAUGCCACAUCCCAUCAGCCAAAGAAAAGACCUAUUGUAAGACAGUUAUCAUCCAAUCCCUACUUGACAAGUUCUGAGUUUUCUCCAUCCCAUGAGCACCUUCCCAUCAUAGGUUCUCAUUCAAAUAUCCAGCUGUGCUCUGAUGGUGGAGCUUUCACUGAUUUCCCAGGGAAAGAGGUUUCACAGAAAGCUCAUUCUUAUCCACUUAAUUCUACUAGUUUCUGGGAAAGUGAUGAGGAAAGUGACAAUGGCAAUGAUUUGAAUGGACAGAUGCAUAACACUGUCCUUGACAAUAGUCACCAACAGUCAAACACUGAAGUGUGCAGUGAUCAACUUUAUUAUUUGAGUGAUGACCAUCAUCCUGUCAUAUCUUCAAGCCCUAAGGAAAUACUUAAGCUUGGUGUUAGUCCUACAGCUUUUAAUAACAUCUUAGAUCUCAAUAGUCAUGUAGAUGGAGAACAACAAUAUAGUCAGUAUCAAAGUGAUCACCAUUUCAGUCAUAAUCACCAUCAACAUUACCAACAACGGCAAUAUUCUCCAGACUUAGUCCCUAGUAAUGAGACAACUAACCACAGCACAAACAGAUACAAUAACAACACUAAUCAAAAUGAGCUUCAUACUGACAAAAAUUCAUUUAACAUCAUUUCACAUGGCCAACAAAAUGAAACCAUCACACGCUCUGGCUCAACUCGAAGUAGAGAAGUCAACUCAUGGGGGCAUUUUUACCAGCCGGCUGCCGAGAGCUAUUACAAAUAUAGGCGCAGUCAUCACUGUAGUGACAGUGAGGAGGAAGAAAUGCCUUCUCCUGUGAUGAGAAAACAUGUAAAUGAAAACAUGAACUGCCAGUCUCCCAACUUUCCCUGCACACACAAUGUUCAUGAGUCCUCUUUGUCUCAGCUUCCAAUAGAUACAAACCUUACCUAUAGACUACAAUCAGAGAGAAGGACAUCACAAAAUGGAAUGAAACCUAUGGAGUUUAAAGAAAGGUUUCAGUUAGUUAAAAAGUGGUUCUCAGAAUGCAAUGAUGGACAAAGAAAUAUUGUUUUGAAAGGAUUAUUAAACAUGUGUGAACCACCUCAGCUCCAUCUACUGUCUGUGCAUAUGUCUAAAGAGCUCCAUCAGGGUUGUCCAUCCAACUGUGAAGAUAUUAUCACAUGGCUGCCCCCCAACUUGGCCACCAAAGUCAUAUCUUACCUAGAUCCAGUAAGCCUGUGUCGUGCUGCUCAAGUGUGUAAAGUUUGGCGACAUCUUGCAGAAGAUCAGUCUCUAUGGAGGAGGUUUUGUUGCCAGACAAAGUGGAGAUUAUCUAAAGCAGCCGAACACAAGCAAGUCAUUAGUCACAUGUCACCAGAAGGAAGUAUUCAGUGGAAAAAUGUAUUUGCUGAACGAUUCCGACUGAGAAAUAAUUGGCUUAAAGGCAGAUGUACAGUUAGGACAUUUGAAGGUCAUUUACAAGGAAUCUCCUGUGUUCAAUUUGAUGAUUCACGUAUUGUUAGUGGUUCCUCAGACAAGACUAUAAAGGUAUGGAACAUGAGGACCAAUGCUCCAUGGUCUGUGCAGACAUUAAUGGGUCAUCAUGGAACUGUCCGAUGUUUACACCUGGAGGGCAAUCGUCUUGUGAGUGGAUCCUGUGAUAAAACUAUCAAGGUUUGGGAUUUAUCUACUCAAGAAAGUUGGUCCUCAAUAGCUUGUAAAGUGACCAUGACUGGUCAUAAUGAUACUGUCAGAUGUCUACAGGCUGAUGAUGAUAAAGUUAUAAGUGGUUCCUAUGAUAAAACAUUAAAAAUCUGGGAUCUAAAGUCUGGCCAGUUGAGAACCACUCUCAGGGGUCAUCAAGCAUCAGUUCUGUGUGUUCAUUUUAGUGAAUCAAAAAUUGUAUCCGGAUCUGCUGACAAAACAAUCAAUGUAUGGAGUCAUGAUGGCCGAUGUAUGAUGACACUCCGUGGACAUCAGGAUGCUGUUACUUGUUUGAUGUUUGACUCCACUCGUAUAGUCAGUGGUUCACUGGACCGCAACCUCAAGUUCUGGGACAUUCACACAGGCAAAUGUUUGAACACUAUAGAUUGGAAAGAAGCUGAAGGCCAUACAGAUGUUGUCAGGUGUCUGCAGGCAGAUAGUUGGAGAGUAGUCAGUGCUGCUGAUGAUAAGACUAUUAAGGUUUGGAAUCUGGCGACAGGAGAACGUCUUGUUACACUGAGGAACCACACAGAUGGGGUGACAUGCCUACAGUUCAAUGAUUUCAUUAUCGUGUCUGGUUCUUAUGAUAAGAGUGUAAAACUGUGGGACUUCAGUUGUUGCUAGUCCACUGGAAUUGUACAGUAUAAUAAGAGUAGAUGUAAGAAUAUCUUGUGAUACCUGAUGCUCAUGUACUUUGAUAGCAAAGAUAAUACUCAGAAUUUUCAAUGCAUUUUUUUUUAGCUUUUUUUUUUUAUUUUUCGUGUAGAUACAUGCAAUUUAGGAUAUUAAUUACAUUAACAAUUGACCUUAUUUUUGAAGGAAUGUCUGGAGUAUCAUAAUUGUUUCAUUAUGGUACCAUGCAAGGUAAGGGGUAUGGUGCAUUUUUAUUUGACCCAUUUAGUUACCAACAACAGCUACACAAAAACAGAACUUUGAUAGUAUGAUGUAUAUGUAUACCAAGUCAACAAAGUGUUAGCAUACUGUUCUUAGCAUACUGUUCUUAUUGUGCUGAAUCUUAGUUUAAGUCUAACUCUUGUACAUUAUUUUAAGAAUUUCUAUUUGUAUAUAAGUUAUUCUUUGAAGAAGUGGUCUUUGUAUGUAGACUCAUUAUUUAUUGCAUCAUUCCAUGUGUGUGUUUGUGUAAUGAGGCCAUUGUUGUCUGCUAAAAAGAUUUUUAAAGAUAACCAGAGGAACAUUUUUAUUAGUCAGUUUUGAUUUCUAAAGAUUCUGCCAAAGUCUCACUACAUGGAUCAUGUGUGUUAUUUAGAUUGAAAUUUACUUUCAUUGUACUUAUAAAAAAAAAUUUUUGUUUUAAUUUUGUCAAAAAUAUGUUUUAUUUGUUACUUUGUUUUACGUUUUCAUGUUUGUAUCUGCCUAUUCCAAUAAACAGCCACAUUGAAUGGACUGUGGCUGUAGUAAGAAACAUUAGCUAAGUCUAUUGUCACAAAGUGCGGGGUGAGAAGGAGACUAACAGAGUGAUUUGUAUUGUCAGAUUCAGUCUCUAGUUGCUUGAAUUGUCUUUUCCAAAUUUAUGUUCCAUUUUUUUUUAAAAACUCUUUGUUUAAAUCUAAUUGUUGUAGCUAAUCCUGAUUUUUUCUACAAAUGUUGCAAUUUUUAUUUUAUUUUAAAUAUUUAGUAUUUCUGUUAACAACUCUGGAACUGUUGUACUUGUCUAUUAUUCAUCGUAUGAUCUUUUUUGUUUCCUGUUCAAAUGUUUUAUUAUGUGUUCAAUCAACUGUCUGUGAGAGGAGGCACUACAGCUCUAUCAUUGACCAACUUUUUCAACUUGUUUUUUCUUUCUUUCAGUGUUUUCAAAUUUUGUGUUUGUGUUUUUACAUUUUUCAAAAAUGUUUCUCUUUGAGCUCUCUGCGCACAUUCUGGACUUGACCUACAUUGAUUUUGUUUGACAUUCAUCUUGUGCCAUUGUCAGUUAAGGAAUAAUGAUCUAAUUGACCAAAACAAAAACCUGCCAUAACAAGUAUUACUAGUAGUAUUAACUUGACUAUUUACUUUUUUUUUUAUUACCAGUACAGCUAUGUAACCAGUUAUAUUAUACAUAAUGUUGAUAUUUUGUUUGUAUAGACAAGUCUGGAAUGUUGUCUUAAUGUUAAAUUAAGCAAACAUAAUAGCCUAUCUCUGCCACAUAGUGUUUUAUAACAUAGAUUGUACUUCAGUCAUGCUGGUUAUCUGGAAGUUUUGACCAAUUAGACUAUGAAGGAAUCAUUUAAUUUAAAUACAUGUCACAUUACAUUUUUACUGUUUAUAUCCAGGAUGAUAAAUGCACUUUUUGAAUGAACUAGAUUUAUCUAGAUAAGUGGUUCCCAAACUUUUUUGUCUCGUAGACCCUUUGACACAUUUUCCAGUUUUCAGUAGACUCUCUGCUAAGCUAAUUAUGCAUUUUUGAAAAUUCAUCUACUUCAAAUGUUUUUUUUUCACUGAUUUCUAAGUGGUAUAUUUUUAUAAAUGAAAUUUAAAUGAAAAAAGAAAAAGAAAAUUUAAUAUGUAUUAUAUCCCAUUAGUGGGAGUUCAAUUUAAUUAGGUUUAAUAUUAAAACUUCUCAGUUAGUGAUGUCCAUUUUAUUUUUUUUUAUUAGAAAAGUAAAAACAUUGCUGAAAUCUUGAUCCACUAGAUACGAAGAUUAAAAAACAAUUAGAAACUAUUUUUGAUAUUCCAUAGUAUCCAGAAGUAUUAUGAAUAAUCAUUUUUUGAAGCAAGAAGUGCUGAUAUUCUUUUUCUAAAUGUGUAAAUUCUUCAUUUGUAUUUAUUUCAAGCAUUUCUUCUUGAAAUGUUGCAUCCUUCUCUUCUAGCUCAUCUUCAGAUGGAUUGCUUAUCCAUUGAGGUAUAACCAUGUUCAGAAUAUCCUCAGACCUUAGCUGAAAAUUAGAAAUUAGAGGGCAUUUAUAUGUUCAAAAUAAAUCAAACCAACAGCUGCCUGGCAUUUUGACUUCUAAAUUUGGAAAUUGACCAAAUGUUUUGCUUCAUUAAUUAAAUUCUGAUUGUGGAUUUUGUUUUUAUCAAAUUUAGGUUAUCAACUUGUAGCUGCAAGUUAUAUCACAUUAAAUUUAUGAAACAAAUCUGUUCAAUAGACUAUGAUUUCCCCUUGAUUACUAUUUUAUUUUAUGAUUGGAGCUUAAGCAUCCAAUAAUUUUAAAGUGUUAAAAAUAGAAAAAAAUACUGUCAAACAUAUGACAUAUUUUUGUCUCUCUAUUUAUGAAGCCAAAUUAAAAAUAACCAACAAUGUACUGUACUUUUUACAUCUCUAUUUGAUUUGGCCAUGUUUAAUUCUAGUGUCAUAUGUAAACAAAAUUAAGAUAUUUAAAUAAGAUAUUAACAUUUUAAAAUAUAUUUUUUUUUAAUUCAUUAACAGUGUUAAAAUUCAAAGGAUUAACUAUUGUACUAAUCAAAUGUGUGAAUGAGUUUAUUCCAUUAAUGCUUAAAUGAGAUCCACCAAUUCUUUUGUUCACACUUGUAGACCCCUGGAGGUCUCUAUAGACCACUUUGGGAAUCACAGAUCUAGAUGCUAAAAGAGAAAAAAAAAAGCCAUUUCAAAAUCACAAGGCUUGAUUGUAGUAAUAGUAAAAUGAGCUAAAGCUUUCAGAUUGAUUUCAGACUGAGUUAAUUCUUAAUUGUAAUUCACCCUUUUAACCUAUAUGCAUCUUUUUAAUGUACACUUCUGGCUUAGGAAUGACUAAAGUCUCAUGUCAGGGAUCUAUUCUGCUACAAACUGACACUAAAGUCUCAUGUCAGGGAUCUAUUCUGUUGUGCAAACUAAGAAUGUAACAAAAAUUAGGUUCAAAGUUGUUUUUUUUUAUAAUGAAUGUCAUAAAAAAUUGAUGUUCUAUUUGAAUACCGGUAAAUCAAUGCACACUUUAUGCCCAUAAUUGAAAUCUGUGCUAAGUUGCAUACAAAUGGAUGUUAUUCUGCCUUUGCUUGUUUUACAUUGAAAUUCAAACCUACCUACACCUUGUUUGUUUUACAUUGAAACUUAGACCUACCUACACCUUGUUUGUGUCCAUUGAUAUUACCUUUUAUUACUGAACAUGUUAGUACUAUCCACAUUAGUGACUCACUGUAAUCAGUUUUGAUACAUUGCCAUCAAAUUGUUCCAUGUUAUAGUAUGCUAUAGUUUAUGGGUAGGUGACACUUUGGCACAACUGUUUUGGCAGAAGUUCUGAUGAUAUUUUUUAAAACACAAAACUUUUUAUAAUAGAAAUUAUUUAAAAAAAAAGUAUUGGCCUAGAAUACUAGAGUAUAUAUAUAUAUAUUACAUGCCCCUCCCCCCUUUUUUUUAAAAUAAAAGUUUUAAUAAAUUUGAUUAGUUCAUGAAUGCAUAUUGCCAACUAUGGAUUGUUGCUGGGUCGUGUGAUAUGUGGUUUGGACACUUACAUAUGUAUCAUUCUUUUUAUAUACUUAAUCAAAUGAACACAAUGAGGCUAAAACAUUUUAUGCCUAACUAAAUGUCCUGUGCCAAAAAGACCACUGUGCCAAAAUGGUUGUGCCAUAAUGUCUUGCUCUGAUAGUUUAUGCCAUUCUUUUGUUUUCUCUUUGUUGUAUUCGCAUUUCUUGGCUUUUAUUUUUCAGUUUUAUACAAUGCAUAAUAUUUUGAAGCCUGCUGUGCCAACUUAA
Biomphalaria glabrata is the source of this 7357-nucleotide messenger RNA. RefSeq lists its product as uncharacterized. Gene Ontology annotation, biological process: ubiquitin recycling; proteasome-mediated ubiquitin-dependent protein catabolic process. Gene Ontology annotation, cellular component: nucleus; cytoplasm. The coding region runs from base 860 to 3355 and encodes 831 amino acids. NCBI's taxonomy places the organism in Eukaryota, Metazoa, Mollusca, Gastropoda, Planorbidae. The transcript is spliced from 13 exons. The record is from RefSeq and is a predicted model, not a curated record. Gene Ontology annotation, molecular function: ubiquitin binding.